Arabidopsis thaliana (thale cress) is the source of this 1843-nucleotide messenger RNA. Its product is annotated as Calcium-dependent lipid-binding (CaLB domain) family protein. Gene Ontology annotation, molecular function: lipid binding. The transcript is spliced from 18 exons. The record is from RefSeq and is marked reviewed. Lineage: Eukaryota; Viridiplantae; Streptophyta; Magnoliopsida; Brassicales; Brassicaceae. The coding region runs from base 1 to 1530 and encodes 509 amino acids.
AUGGCUGGCUGGAGUCGUAUGAUGACUUACCGAUCCAUCAAGCGAGUCUCCAAGGCAGUUGAUAUGAAAGUUCUAGGCUCUCUUAGCAGAGACGAUUUUGAAGAAAAUUUUGUGGUCAAAUGGCUGAAUAAACUACUGAGCAAGAUGUGGCCUUAUAUUGCAGAGGCAGCAACCAUGGUAGUAAGAUAUUCUGUUGAACCUCUUCUUGAAGAUUACAGACCACCAGGAAUUACUUCCCUCAAGUUCAGCAAAUUGACCUUGGUUUCAAGGAAGGUCAAGUCACAAUGGACGUUGAUCUUCGAUGGGGGUGUUACAGCACUUGUUGCCUCCAUACCCAUUCAGUUGAAGGAUCUUCAAGUUUUCACAGUUGCACGUGUUAUCUUUCAACUUGCGGAUGAGAUUCCUCGUAUAUCUGCUGUUGUUGUUGCUCUACUGGCUGAGCCAAAACCAAGAAUUGAUUACACUCUGAAGGCUGUCCGUGGAAGCUUAACAGCAAUUCCUGGACUAUCUGCUAUGAUUGAUGACACUGUUGAUACUAUCGUUAUAGACAUGCUUCAGUGGCCUCAUAGAAUUGUUUUCCCCAUUGGUGGUAUACCUGUUGAUUUAAGUGAUUUUGAGCUUAAGCCACAGAGGAAGCUUAUAUAUAAAACAAAGGCAAUCGAGAACAAUCUGAAUCCUGUCUGGGAUCAAACAUUCGAAUUGAUUGUAGAGGACAAAGAAACCCAGUCGCUCACUGUAGAGGUAUUUGAUAAAGACGUAGGCCAAGAUGAGCGUCUUGGACUUGUGAAACUUCCCUUAAGUAGUUUGGAAGCCGGAGUUACAAAAGAACUGGAGCUAAAUCUGAGCAAGAUGUGGCCUUAUAUUGCAGAGACCAUCUUUCGGCCUAAUGGUGCUCAUCGCUGUCACAACUACAUGAAGUACCCAAACAUCAUGAAACUAGGCGAAGCUGCGAUUCUUCACUACACUUACUCGAAAUUUUCAGAUCUUACUGCAAGACGUGAUCGAUGUUGCUGCAAACCAAAAGAAGAGGAUGUCAAGAUAUGUUUCAUGCUAGACUUUGACAGAGCCAUAAGCCCGAGGAACAAGAAGUUUCAACAAGGGCUUAUGUCAAAUGCUACAGUUAAAUCUGUACCUUUCUCUAUCAACAACAGCAAGGGAAAGGAACUCAAGAUAGUAGGAGCAGCUAUGGGAAGUGAUAGUGAUAGAGAUGAAAUUGAGGCAAUGACGGUUCAAGAACUUAAGAGUCACAUUGAGGCAAGUCUAUACUCUUUUCGUUUCUCUUGCUGCUUUGUUAUUGUUUCUGUGGACAUCCAGAUUCUUAUAAAACCACUCAGAGUUAGAUAUGGUACUGGUCUAUCUGGAUCAGAUCAUGACAUGGAAGGGCGUAUGGUAACUGCUGAAUUCGACUCCUUCUACUUGAUAAGUACUUAUGUCCCUAAUUCUGUAGAUGGCUUAAAAGGACUGGUACUCCUCAAAUUAAAUGCGAUCGAAGAUUGGGAUCGAACCCUUAGCAAUCACAUCAAAGUAUGAAAACGUUUCUUCAGAGUUUCUUUAUUUUGUUGUAUAUGUCCUUCUUACACAAGCUCAAUGGCUCUUUUCCAUCUGCAGGAUCUGGAGAAGUCUAAGCCUGUAGUCUUGACUGGUGAUCUAAAUUGUGCUCAUGAAGAGAUUGAUAUCUUCAAUCCCGCGGGGAACAGAAGAAGUGCUGGUUUUACGAUAGAAGAAAGACAGUCUCAAACUUCUUAGAUAAGGGAUUUGUAGAUACAUUUAGGAAGCAGCAUAUCUGGUGUUGUCGGUUACACUUAUUAGGGUUAUCGCCAUGGUGGCCGCAAAACCAACAAAG